AUGACAACGUACGAAGACUACGCCGACCAGACAGAGACAAUGACAAAGACAUUUACAGACGACCACAGGACACCGGUAAUCAUGACGGACUUGAUACACAUUCGAAUCUCCAUCAUAUCGGGACCCUUAGGAAAAAAACUUACCUUGGGGUCCCUCCUCAGCAACUCCUUCGCCGUACUUGCCGCCCUACUGCUCUGCUCUACCAUUUCGUUUGGCUACCACCACCUGAGAGCCAAAAGCCGCGCAGAGCCAGGAGUUAACACCGACGUAGAGCAAGCGGGUCCCCGAGACGGUGACCACUUAAGAGAGGGAGGAGUUAACACAAGCAGUUCUCACGGAGUGAGACUGCCGAAUUGCAAGCCGUAUCCGGUGGCCUGCACGCGCAGCGAAGAAAUUGCUGAUCGCGCAUUCCAAGGACAAUUGCCCGGAGUCCGCCCGAAACACUCGCGGAGCGAGUGAUCGGCCGGAUACAGGAGUGAAGACCUAGCGCUCUGCCAAUAGCGCUGCAACGAACCGGAGGCCUGGAGUUGCAGCGAGUUUAGGUUUUUAAUCAGUUAUAAAUCAUACUCCGU
Messenger RNA from Drosophila yakuba, 572 nucleotides. RefSeq lists its product as uncharacterized. NCBI's taxonomy places the organism in Eukaryota, Metazoa, Arthropoda, Insecta, Diptera, Drosophilidae. The record is from RefSeq and is a predicted model, not a curated record. The transcript is spliced from 3 exons. Bases 1 to 459 code for a protein of 152 amino acids.